Messenger RNA from Clunio marinus, 240 nucleotides. Lineage: Eukaryota; Metazoa; Arthropoda; Insecta; Diptera; Chironomidae. The record is from the annotation of a GenBank genome assembly.
AUGGUAAUGGAAAGAUUAUGUAGUUCAAUUUGCGCGUUUUAUGAACAAGACCGCAACGUUAUCAUGAUCGUAUUAAUGUUGAAAGAGGCUUUUGUUUGUGAAGCUAACAUUAUAUUUAAUGUACAAAUCCAACAGAAGAAAGCUUUUCAAAUGUUACCGAGAAGGUUCCAGACUAAGUCCUACAAAGAUCACUGGAUAACACACAAAAAAACCAUGGCUGGGCAAGGAAAACUGAGAUAA